Molecule: messenger RNA, 2218 nt
Organism: Camarhynchus parvulus
Lineage: Eukaryota; Metazoa; Chordata; Aves; Passeriformes; Thraupidae
Gene: PIRT
Product: phosphoinositide interacting regulator of transient receptor potential channels
Exons: 2
Coding region: 216-620 (134 amino acids)
Biological process (GO): phosphatidylinositol-mediated signaling; positive regulation of cation channel activity
Molecular function (GO): transmembrane transporter binding; phosphatidylinositol bisphosphate binding
Source: RefSeq, a predicted model, not a curated record
ACCACCCAGAGGGAUGUGGGGCUUGGCGUGAGCCUGCCCGUGGACAAGGGCCCUCCUGCUGCAGCCAUCCCUCCCUGCUCCCCACGGACCCCAAACCUCCUGCACCUCCAUCUGGGCUGCGCUCGCUGACGACAAAGGCCAGCACCCUCCGUCCUCCAUCCCUUGCCCUGCUCUGCUUUCUGUUGUGCCCCUGCAGGUGUCCUGCUCCCCGCAGCAUGGAGGUGCCCGCCAGGAGCCCGGAUGGCAGCGAGCAGUGCCCGCAGGGCAGGGAGCUGAUGGCCAGCAGCACGGGCAGCACGCUGUGCAUGAGCUCCUCCCGCAGCGAGUCCGUGUGGACCGGCAGCACCCCCAGGAGCAGGUGGGACAUUUACCGCAAACCCCUGGUCCUGGUGGCCGUGGGAGUGGCCACCUUCCUCUUCGGCGUGGUCAUCACCAGCCUGGCCUGCUUCCUCAAGAAGCACAAGAAGGUUUACAAGAUGUCCGGCCCGGCCUUCCUGUCCCUGGGACUGAUGCUCCUGGUGUGCGGCCUGGUGUGGAUCCCCAUCAUCCGCAAGAAGCAGAAGCAGAGGCAGAAGUCCCAGUUCCUGCAGAGCCUCAAGUCCUUCUUCUUCAACCGCUGAGGGCAGCCAGGAGCUGCUCCAGGAGAUUCCCUGCCCUCCUCCAGCCCGCGUUGAUCAGCCUUGAGAACAAACACUUUCUUGUACUCCCCAGAGGAUUUCACCCCCGUCAGUGGCUUCCCUCCAGUGUGAAAAUGAACUUUGUGCUUCAUCCAAGUCAUCCCAGGGAAAAAGCAGCAGGAAUUUCCAGCUGAGCCCAGCAAGGCAGGUCCCAGGUCUCUGCAUCACCCCCCUGUCCAAAGAGAGACCCAAGAGCACAAAGCGGGUAAAGCACAGCCCCAGAGGAGCCUGGGCUGAAACAAAACCCCAGAGGAACCCAGAUCCCCCAGGAGGUUCUGCAGGAUCCACCAGCAGAGGGGAGAGGGGCCACAAUUCCUUCCAGCUCCCUGAAUUGCUAGAGAGGCUGGAGGGUCUGCACAGCAGCAGGAGACACAGCAGAGGGGCACAGACCCUACAGAGGGACACAGACCCUACAGAAGGGGCACAGAUCCUGCAGAGGGUCCUAAAUCCUGCUGAGGGUCUCAGACCCUGCAGAGGGACACAGAUCCUGCAGAGGGUCUCAGAUCCUGCAGAGUGUCUCAGAUCCUACAGAAAGGCACAAACCCUGCAGAGGGUCCCAGACCCUGCAGAGGGUCCCAGAUCUUACAGAGGGUCCCAGAUCCUACAGAGGGUCCCAGAUCCUACACCCCAGACCCCACUGCUCCAGGCACCUGGCAGGGCAGGGGCAAGGGAGGCGUGUGUGGGAAUGGUCUGGGCUGUGGGAGCUCAGGGCUGGUUCCCUCCCCACGCUCAGCCUCCCCCUGGCCCUGCUGAGCUCCCCCAUUCCUGGCACACCAACACCCCUGCCUGAAGCUGCGCCCCAAGGGGCUCAGAGCUGAGCUUUGUGUGUCCCCAGCCUGGCUGGCAGGGAGCUCGGGCUCACCCUGGCACUGGUGCCAGUCUGUGAGCAGGGCUGUGUGCCUGGCUGUGCCCUCCAUGCUCUCCAUGAUCCGUGUGGGCAGAGCUGGAGGUGGCACAUCCCAUCCUGGCAGCUGGCACAGCUGACUUAGGAGUGUUUGAGCACACAAAUCCCUUUGCCCCGGGCUCAGCCUGGCCCUGAACUUUGUUUCCUGACUGGUGCAGACACCCCUUGGCUGUGCCAGGCCUGGCACAGGACCAGCAGAGCUCUUUGUUCCUCUGCCACCCCUCGUGCCGUGCCAUGCUCGGCUGCUGUUGGCAAUCCUGCCCUGGCCCAGCUCCCAGCCCCUGCUCCUGCCGCUGCCACGGGCAGGGAUGCUCCCCCAAAACUCCUGCUGGGGCAGCUGCAGCCAGGGGGGCACCAGGAUUCAGCGUGGGAGGCCAGGAGAAGGUGGAGGGCACCCCAGGUGCCAGCUGGCUGCAGGGGUGGGCACAGGGAGAGACCCCGGUGGAGGCGCCUGGAGAUGGGUCCUGCUGCACAGAGCUGUGCCCAGCCAGGGCUGCCUGGCCACAGGGCUGCUCCAGGACUGCCAGAAGCACAGAGGGAGCUCCUGCUGCCCCUGGCCAAGGAGGAGGCGCUCGCUGAAAUGUCAGUGGGAUGGAACGUCACCAAGAAUUGAAUUGGAUUCCAGACUUUAUUUAUA